This is a messenger RNA of Bactrocera latifrons, 995 nucleotides long. RefSeq names its product GSK3-beta interaction protein-like. The transcript has a single exon. Gene Ontology annotation, molecular function: protein kinase A binding; kinase regulator activity. Gene Ontology annotation, biological process: regulation of canonical Wnt signaling pathway. The coding region runs from base 255 to 728 and encodes 157 amino acids. Gene Ontology annotation, cellular component: cytoplasm. The record is from RefSeq and is a predicted model, not a curated record. NCBI's taxonomy places the organism in Eukaryota, Metazoa, Arthropoda, Insecta, Diptera, Tephritidae.
UUGUCAGCUGUUUGAGCACGUCACACAAAACUAGGAAUUUUAGACAUGGAUAUAAAUACAUACAUAAUUUUUAGCAAUUAAUUUCCAUUCAAAGGAACGUAAAAAUACAUAGAGUAUAUAAACUAUUUGGGAUAAGUGUUAAUUGAAGAACAUUUCAAAAAUUCUUUAUUUUUUGUUUUAUGCUUACUAACGCUAUUGUACAUGAACAUAUAUAAAAUUUCCUAAACAGUUUUUUGUACUUAAUAUAUUUAAAUAUGAGUAUUACUCYUAAUGUCAUCCCUGCUGAAAUAUUUGAUAAUGAUAAUGACGAAGAAGUUAUUAACUGGGAGGAGGAAGCAGCUGCAAUUAUAAAAGACGUUAAUCCACAUGUUGCGUUAAUAGAAAUAUCCCAACAAAUACCUAGUAAUGUGAAUAAAGUGUACCUGAAUGUGCGCACUAUUGAGGGACAAGAGUACUGCGUACAAGUAUCGAGCAUUGGGUUUCGCGUGGUUGGUAGUGCAUUUAAUUCAAUUGACCCCGGGAAAGAGGAAAUAAAUGAAGAGGAGGAUGUGUUUUAUGAGACACCAUAUGCUCUAUUGGACAAAAUCAGUCCAAGUUAUGUGGAAUCCUUUGGUAAUCAGCUUUGUAAACAAUUAUUAUCGGUGCAACAGAUGCGUACACAGUUCAACGAAGAAGAUGAAGAGGGUGUGGAAGACGAAGACACUACUGGCAACGCAAAGACAUCAUAGGAGGCCUUGUAGUGUAAUGUUUUUACACAAAAGAAAACAAAUCGAUAGCUUAAUAAUACAAAUUAGUAGUUAAGCCUUUUUUAAUUUAAUAUUUAAUUUAUGAAUUCCAUGAAGGUGUUUGACUAUAGUAAUAACGCUCGCAUUGCUUUUAAGUUAUCAUAAGCGCUUCAUGCAAACACUAAUGUUGAUUAAAUAACGUUCCAUGUACACAUGAUUAAUAUAUGCUUAGAAUUUUAAACGUUUCAAGAAUAAAGAUUGUGACUGUAA